AUGGGAAUAGAUUCUAUAUCAGUGUUUGCGAAUCAAGUAUUCCACGAAGCUGAUCCGAGCAAGGCUGACCUGUGCUCUGUACUCCUUGCUAUGGUCUGGUGUUGCGCCAACUUGCUGAGUGGAGUAUUGUCUGACAGAAUUGGGAGACGACCACUGUUGAUAGGAUCUUCAUACCUGGUAGCAGCCUGCCUGGUAACUCUUGGGGUGCUGCUCCAAACGAGGAUAGCUCCAGCGUGGGUGACCGCUACCUGCAUCAUGCUGUACUGUUUCUUCUUCAUGCUCGGCGCUGGGACGGUGCCGUAUAUGCUUUUAGCCGAGGUCUUCAAUCCUAAGGUCCAAACAUUAGCAUCUAUGUUGAUCACCGAGUGGAUCUGGCUGGUCGGCUUCGUCAUCCUGGCCGUCUUCAACUGGCUCAACCGGCUCAUCGGCAUCCACGCCACGUUCUACAUCUUCGCCUUUAACGCCCUCUUCAAUGCUACCUUCAGUUACUUCUUGGUGCCUGAGACGAAGGGCCUGUCUAAUAAAGAAAUACAAGUGGCCCUUCUUAAAGGGCGAAGAAAAUAGUUUUGAGGACAAUGUCUUGAAUAAAAUUAUGUGAUAAGCAAAAUAAAUUAUUUUUAAAAGUGGUGUUUACUCAACCAAACAAAAG
Molecule: messenger RNA, 649 nt
Organism: Ostrinia furnacalis (Asian corn borer)
Lineage: Eukaryota; Metazoa; Arthropoda; Insecta; Lepidoptera; Crambidae
Product: solute carrier family 2, facilitated glucose transporter member 2-like
Exons: 3
Coding region: 1-564 (187 amino acids)
Biological process (GO): transmembrane transport
Cellular component (GO): membrane
Molecular function (GO): transmembrane transporter activity
Source: RefSeq, a predicted model, not a curated record